AUGGCGUCACAAACUCAAGGUAUUCAACAGUUAUUAGCGGCCGAAAAGCGUGCUGCUGAAAAAAUUAAUGAAGCUCGUAAACGCAAAGCUCAGCGCCUUAAACAGGCGAAACAGGAAGCUCAAGCUGAAGUCGAAAAAUUGCGUCAAGAACGUGAACGACAAUUUAAAGAAUUCGAACAGAAACAUUUGGGCUCGAAAGAAGAUAUUGAACUGAAAAUCAAACAAGAUACCGAGAAUACGAUUAGGGAAAUGGAAAAAAGAGUAAAUGAGAAUAAGCAACAGGUAAUUGUUCGUCUUUUACAGUUAGUUUGUGAUAUCAGACCGGAAAUGCACAGAAAUCUACAAAUUCAAAAGAAACUUCAUGGAAUGCAUAUUUGA
This is a messenger RNA of Dracunculus medinensis (Guinea worm), 378 nucleotides long. The record is from the annotation of a GenBank genome assembly. NCBI's taxonomy places the organism in Eukaryota, Metazoa, Nematoda, Chromadorea, Rhabditida, Dracunculidae.